AUGUCGACAGAAGACAUUCUCCGAGCAGCUACGGGGCUCGAUCAAGAGGGCAUGGAAAAUACCAAGCUUUAUGCGGACUCGUUGUUGAGAGAGUUCAGCGAUGAUGGUGGGAAUCUCAGUCUCGUCAGACUCAAGAUACUUCUCGCACGUGGUGUCGAUGUUAUCGGCCCUCAGCCAGUCAUCAUCCCAGGCACUAUCAAUGCGAACUCCAGUGCCUUUCAAGAUUUUUCUCAUUCCCAUACCGCGCGUCACACCUUCAGCAUGCGUCCAGUCAAAUUUUGCUCCCGCGACGACGGUUUCCGUCCAGUCGUCGUUCACAGCACCGCCGACCUUCGGAGCUUCUUCCGGCGGUCAGGCCCAACGCAGACGGUCCUUGAAGUCGAAGAGGCACGCGCCAUGGUUGCUUUCACAUUCGGCUAA
Messenger RNA from Pseudocercospora fijiensis CIRAD86, 420 nucleotides. RefSeq lists its product as uncharacterized. Bases 1 to 420 code for a protein of 139 amino acids. The transcript is spliced from 2 exons. The record is from RefSeq and is a predicted model, not a curated record. Lineage: Eukaryota; Fungi; Ascomycota; Dothideomycetes; Mycosphaerellales; Mycosphaerellaceae.